Molecule: messenger RNA, 841 nt
Organism: Suillus clintonianus
Lineage: Eukaryota; Fungi; Basidiomycota; Agaricomycetes; Boletales; Suillaceae
Exons: 5
Coding region: 108-809 (233 amino acids)
Source: RefSeq, a predicted model, not a curated record
CCGAAGGCCGCUGCGACGUGUUCUUCCAAGCCAAGAUCUUGAAUCAUACAGGACAGGCGGCAUAGCUUAGCCUCCGAUCACGAAAAAUCGAAUCCAUCCGAGUCUCGAUGUACCCCAAUGUCCAAGAGCAAGCCGCUCUGCAGGCUGCUGAAAACCUCAUGAACGAAAUCAUGGCGCGUUAUGAUCCAUCUCACGAUGCUUUUCAUGUACAACGUGUGCGCAAAACGGCCCUGUCAAUAGCCCGCUCUCUUUCCGCACAACAACCCGAUUUACUGGUCGUCGAAUUAGCAGCUCUACUUCAUGACGUUCUGGACAAGAAAUACGUGUCAGAAGCAGAAGCAGCCGACCCAUAUGGAUAUUUCCUUCCUUUCUUCCGAUCUUUGUCUUCGGAGCACGGGCUAGACCUGAUAAACGACGGACGGGCGCGUCAGAUCGUAAAGGUCAUAGAAAACGUCUCUUGGACAACCGAGAAGAAACUGAGGGAAUCAGGAAAAACCGAGGAAUGGCAUCGUACAUGUAUUGAACUUCACUGUGUACAAGACGCGGAUCGGCUUGAUGCGAUAGGAGCAUUUGGAAUCAUGCGGUGUGCUGCGUACAGCGCUGCUGUAAAUCGCCCCCUCCACGCACCUCCAGGUCGUCUCGACACUGCGGUACAACACUUCUACGACAAGCUUCUACACAUCCAGGAAUGGCUCAAGACGGUGCCAGGAAAACAGAUGGGCGCAAAGCGACACCAAUUUAUGGUCGAUUUCUUGGAUUCUGUGGAAACCGAAUACAACGCAGAAGCACCCGAAGUACUGCGUGACUAAACAUGUUGCACCCUUGGCACGUUCGCCGCACU